Molecule: messenger RNA, 1206 nt
Organism: Cavenderia fasciculata
Lineage: Eukaryota; Evosea; Eumycetozoa; Acytosteliales; Cavenderiaceae
Exons: 8
Coding region: 1-1206 (401 amino acids)
Source: RefSeq, a predicted model, not a curated record
AUGUAUUUGUCAAGUAGUCAUGCUAGUAUGAUACUACAAACACCAUCACAAGGUAAUGCCUAUUGGGAGACUGUUGCAGAAGCAAAAGCAGGAACCUUUAUAUUCUCUGGUCAUAGUGUCAACACAAUCAAAUCUUUUAAAUUGAUGCAAGAUGCUAGGUAUAUUGGUCAGACCAUCACUAUAUCCAUCUAUGCUGGUGGUCUUGCUCACUACUCUUUAGAGGUGGAAAAUAUAUGGAGAAACAACAAUAUGAACACAUUGCAACACUCUGGUGUUAGAUUAUGUUCCACUGAAAGAGAUGUAUACUUUAAUAUUAGAUCAGUCAUUGGCAAUGGAGUGGCUGGUGACUUGUUUCUCAAUAUUCAAGUUACUCCAAAACUUGCUUCAUACUCGCAAUCAAUGGGUUAUAAUAAUCAUUGGGUUCAAAAAGCAUUCAGUCAUGAAGGACAAUUGAUACAGACUACCUUACCAUUCAAUGCAAGUCAGACGAUUGACAUUCAAAUCACACAAACCUUUAAUAGUUCAAGACAUUACAUCACGGUAGCUAUGAAUGGAACUGGUCCAUUUAACUAUAAUGUCCCCAAUUUAAGUUUGACCAAUGUCAAUACCGAUGGAAAUUCAAUGUCCUUUCAAACUUGCUCACCCGAUAAAAUGGUUCCCCUUUCCGUUCAAAACCUAGACACUGCCAAACCAAUUUCAUUGACAAUCAGUGUUGCUGUCGACCCAAACCAUUCAUGUGGUCCUCAAGAUGCUCCCCUUUAUUCCCCACCACCAUUACUCGUAGUUCAAUCAAAUUCAUCUUCUCGAUCGACCCUAUCAACUACUUUAUUAUUUAUCAUUCCAUCAUUGAGUGAGGCUAUCGCAGUCCAUAGGUUGUGGAAACAAGCAACAACCCAAAACAAUCCAACAUGCUUGACACUAUACAAUAAGAUACAUGAUCAACGUCCAUAUAACAUAUAUAAAAAUGAUGAGCUCAAUUUUAAAAAACAGAAAGAUGUGAAGAUAAAAAGUAGUAGUCACAAUUGUGAUUUAAUUUUAAUUAAUCCAUCAGUCAAGAACGAAAGUUUGGGAUCAAAGAUGAUCAGAUACCGUCGUAGUCCUACAAAGUGUAAAAUUAAAAUGGAAAAGUGUAAAGAAAUAAAAUCAAGAUGUACAAUAGAAUUGAAAAAUAAUUCUUUUCCUGUUCUCUCCUAUCGGGAAGAGUAG